This is a messenger RNA of Pipistrellus kuhlii (Kuhl's pipistrelle), 2030 nucleotides long. RefSeq names its product RNA polymerase II subunit C (gene POLR2C). The record is from RefSeq and is a predicted model, not a curated record. NCBI's taxonomy places the organism in Eukaryota, Metazoa, Chordata, Mammalia, Chiroptera, Vespertilionidae. The transcript is spliced from 9 exons. Gene Ontology annotation, molecular function: protein dimerization activity; DNA-directed RNA polymerase activity; DNA binding. Gene Ontology annotation, biological process: DNA-templated transcription. Gene Ontology annotation, cellular component: RNA polymerase II, core complex. Bases 82 to 909 code for a protein of 275 amino acids.
GCUGAGCGACUUCCUGUGACUUCCGGUGCGGGGGGCGCGCUGCAGGGUGGACGCCGGCGGCCCGCCGGGCCGCGGAGCACGAUGCCGUAUGCCAACCAGCCCACCGUGCGGAUCACGGAGCUCACCGACGAGAACGUCAAGUUCAUCAUCGAGAACACGGACCUAGCGGUGGCUAAUUCUAUUCGGAGGGUCUUCAUCGCCGAGGUGCCCAUAAUAGCCAUUGACUGGGUUCAGAUCGACGCCAAUUCCUCGGUCCUUCAUGACGAAUUCAUCGCUCACAGGCUUGGGCUGAUCCCCCUCACCAGUGACGACAUUGUGGACAAGCUGCAGUACUCACGGGACUGCACGUGCGAGGAGUUCUGCCCGGAGUGCUCAGUGGAGUUCACUCUGGACGUGCGGUGCAACGAAGACCAGACUCGUCACGUCACGUCUCGAGACCUCAUCUCCAACAGCCCCCGGGUCAUUCCGGUGACAUCCCGGAACCGAGAUAACGACCCUAAUGACUACGUGGACCAGGACGACAUCCUCAUCGUCAAGCUGCGCAAGGGCCAGGAGCUGCGCCUCCGUGCCUAUGCCAAGAAGGGCUUUGGCAAGGAGCAUGCUAAGUGGAACCCGACCGCGGGUGUGGCUUUUGAAUACGAUCCCGACAAUGCCCUGAGGCACACGGUGUACCCCAAGCCGGAGGAGUGGCCAAAGAGCGAGUACUCAGAGCUGGAUGAAGACGAGUCCCAGGCUCCGUACGACCCCAAUGGCAAGCCGGAGAGGUUUUACUACAACGUGGAGUCCUGUGGCUCUCUGCGCCCUGAGACCAUCGUCCUCUCGGCCCUUUCUGGGCUGAAGAAGAAGCUGAGUGAUUUACAGACCCAGCUGAGCCACGAGAUCCAGAGUGACGUCCUCACCAUAAACUAAUAGCCGCAGCUCAUCCGCCUAGCGGAAAAGGAUCCGAGCAGCAGCUGUGUGCAGGUCUCCCGAGACCCUCCCAGCCCCAGAAGUCCCGACAGCUGUACCUCACUUCCACGCAAGCCAUCAGCACCAGCCGGAGAGGUGGCAGAGGGGAAGGGUCCCCCCAUCCUUGCUUGGUCCCAGGUAGAUUACGGGGGUGCCCCUGGUGUUUGAGGCAGUUCAGUCCUUCCCUGAGCAUGCAGCAUCCCUGGCCCUGCCUGCUGAUGGCUGGUCUCCCCAGAACCCAGCCCUCCACCCCCCUGGCCUGCUUGUAGAGGUCGCACUGCUUCCCUGUUGAAAACCACUGGGCUAGACCCUCCUCUGUUGGUCAUUUGAGCUCCUGACUUAGUGUGUGUGUGGAAGUUAGCAUUUCACAGUUGUACCUUAGGUUUCCGUGUUAGGAUUGAGUGUUAGAAGUCUCAUUCAGGCCCCCUGCAAACCCAGUCCCUGCCCGUGGUCAGCCUACACUUUGCUCAAAUUCCCCAAUGUCUUUGGAUAUGGCUGCUCUUCCCUCCCCCCCAAAUAAACCCUGUAUUUCAUUCUCUACCCAUCAGUUGUGACUUCAAUGCCAGUGAUCUGCUUAAUUAGUUGGGGGGGGGGGGAGAGGAGGGGUGAGUGGGGUGGGCAAGAGCCUUAAUGAAGGUCUGGCCUUGACCCCUUAGUCCUGUUGGCAGGGACAUACCCGGAGCAGUUAAUGAGGCAGCCUGGCGGGGGGGGGGGGGGGGGGGGCGGCAUUGGAGAAAACAGGAGAUACAGCACAGAAAGGACGGAGUAUUUAUUAACAGCAGUUUUUAUUUUUGGCAAUAAAGAGCACAACAUAAUCUCCUCCAUGCGCCAUCUUGCUGCGCGCUGAGCCAGCAGCCCCCCCCCCCCCCCCCCAGGCCCCGGCGGGCGCUCCUGCAGGCCUGUGCCUCUGGUGGUCGCUCCCUGCUCAGCUCCGAGCUGAGCUGGCCGAGGCCACCUCCUUGGCUCCGGGCCUCUGCUGGAGGGGCCUCCAGCUUCAUCCUCCUCCUGCCACAACUUUGAAGAGUGGUUAUUUACAUCAGGGUAACAAGGUCUGUUCCCACAAAUCAGAACCCUAAGUAUUU